CAUUGGUUCUAUAGAAGAAGCAAAAACCAAGAGCCAUCAGUCCAAAGAUGAAGACUCUUUGGUCCAAUUCAUCUAAUUUCUGCUCCUCAAUCUCCAUUCUUCUGCUCCUUCUUGCCGCCUCUUUACUUGUCAUCUCGCUAGUGGAUUUCACACUCAGUCCAGAGAGAGCUUCCGCGAUCUCAUUGCAGCCUCCAUGGAAAUGGAGAAUCGACUCUUUUAGCUCUUAUUCUUUGGCUUUAAAUGCAGAGCUGGACAUUAAUGGAACUUCUGGCGAUCAUCUGGUUCAGGAACAAGAGAAGCCAUCCACAAGAAGCCUGAAAAGCAAGUUGCAGAGGAUUGAAGCAGCUUUAGCAAAAGCAAGGUCUUUGAUCAGAGAAGCAGCUCAGAACAAGAACAUGACAUCAGUUCAUCAAGAUCCGGACUAUGUUCCUCAAGGCCCCAUCUACAGGAAUGCUAAUGCAUUUCACCGGAGCUACCUAGAAAUGGAGAAGCUGAUGAAGAUAUAUGUGUAUGAAGAAGGAGAGACGCCAUUGUUCCACAACGGCCCUUGCAGAAGCAUAUACUCUUCAGAAGGGAGGUUCAUCAUGGAGAUGGAGAAGGGCAGCUUUUACAGAACCAGAGAUCCCAACGAAGCUCUCCUCUAUUUCCUUCCAUUUAGCGUGGUGAUGAUGGUUCAAUACCUCUACGUCCCCGGCGCCCCCGAGUUCCACGCCAUCGGCCGCACGGUCGCCGACUACAUCCAUGUCAUUUCCCGGCGCCAUCCCUUCUGGAACCGGAGCCUCGGCGCCGACCAUUUCAUGCUCUCUUGCCAUGACUGGGCACCACACACGAGCUCCUACGUGCCGGACCUGUUCAACAACUCCAUCAGAGCUCUCUGCAAUGCCAACACCUCCGAAGGCUUCAACCCCUCCAAAGACGUCUCGCUUCCAGAAAUCCAUCUCAAGACCGGAGAAAUCUCCGGCCUCCUCGGCGGCCCCUCCCCGUCGAAACGCCCACUCCUUGCCUUCUUCGCCGGCCGAUUACACGGCCACAUACGGCGGGUCCUCCUAGAUCACUGGAAGCAGAAGGACCCGGACCUCUUCGUCGUCGACGAGCUUCCGGCCGGCGUUUCCUACGAAUCGAUGCUCCGGAAGAGCCGGUUCUGCCUGUGUCCGAGCGGCUACGAGGUGGCGAGCCCGAGAGUCGUGGAGGCGAUCUACGGCGGCUGCGUGCCGGUGCUGAUCUCCGACGGGUACGUGCCGCCGUUCAGCGACGUGCUGAACUGGAAGGCGUUUUCGGUGGCCGUUCCGGCGAGGGAAAUAACGAACUUGAAGAAGAUACUGACGGCGAUAUCGCGGGGACAGUACUUGAGGAUGCAGAGGAGAGUUAAACUGGUGCAGCGGCAUUUUGUGAUCAAUGGAGCUCCCAAGAGAUUCGACGUUUUCCAUAUGAUCAUCCACUCCAUUUGGCUCCGACGAUUGAACAUUCAAAUCCAUGAUUGAUCCGGAUCAAGAUGUCAAAAGUUAAUUUUGUGUUUCGGCUUGAAUUUUAAACCUAGAUUAUUUUUGGUUUGGACAUAUUCAAUUUUCUCGCUUUCUUUCUUUUUGAAGAUUUGGGCUCGAAGAAAUCAAAACCUAGAUUGAUUCCGGUUCGAACAAUUUCAAUUUCCUGUCUCUUCUCUCUUUCGAAGGUUUGGUUUGAAGCUUAGAUUAAGUUUGAAGAAA
Messenger RNA from Diospyros lotus (date-plum), 1703 nucleotides. Its product is annotated as probable glycosyltransferase At5g03795. The coding region runs from base 48 to 1481 and encodes 477 amino acids. Gene Ontology annotation, molecular function: glycosyltransferase activity. The record is from RefSeq and is a predicted model, not a curated record. NCBI's taxonomy places the organism in Eukaryota, Viridiplantae, Streptophyta, Magnoliopsida, Ericales, Ebenaceae. The transcript is spliced from 3 exons.